ACAUGGUCAUAGAGCUCCUACUUCAAGAGGAGAGGCAAUCAGCAACGUAUCACCAUCAAAGCUGCUGUUUAUCCACAGGACAGAAUUUUACAUGCCCGAAGACGAGACUUAUGGCACGCGGGCCCGCAAUGGGUCGUGGACCGGCAUGGUGGGUAUGAUUCUCAGGGGGGAAGCACAACUGGCGACCUGCAUGUUCUCCUUUCAUUCCGAUCGCAUGAAUGUGGUCAACUUUUUCCUUCCAUCCUGGAAAUUGAAAUUGGUUUAGAGUCCAGGAACUCAUACGUCUCCUGAAGUUAGUGUCUACGCAAUAUGUUUCUGCAGGAUCACCAGACGUGGUCAUGAAACUUCUGAAGAAUCACAAUUUGAAUCCCCUCUACGUCAUACAUACUAACUUCGCAACAAGGGAGAUUGUAAAGCAGUUUUCUGAAACAGGAAAUAUGCCGAGCGGCAGAUGGCUGUUAUUUCUCGAAUCCAUGACGUCACUGAAAGAAUUCUUCGCCGACGUUUACAUACCGCUCGACUGCGAGUUCCUGGUCGCACAGCGCUCGGGAUGGACGGGGGAAGAACCCGAAGUGUCACUCACAGAGGUUUACAAUCUACAUUCCUCUCGUCAGGUUCAAACAAAUUUGAUUGCUAAAUGGAGUUCCAAGGAUGGACUCAAAUGGUCUGAAACCUCCUUUUUUGAAAGGCGAGGAGACCUCCAUGGCAUUUCCUUGAAGUCUGCAAUGAUUCAUGAUCCUCCAUUUAUUUAUUUUCCGAAACAGACAGGACUCGAUCCACCACAUGUGUCUGGAUAUGCAAUUCAGUUCUGGAACCUACUUCAAGAGAGACUGAAUUUUACGUUGGAGAAGUUAUUUCUGGAAAACGGAAGCCAUGGGUCGCGGAACUCGGACGGCACGUGGAGUGGUAUUGUAGGAAUGGUUGCAUCAGGACGAGCGGACGUGGGUCUGAAUGUCAUGACAAUUACGAAAAGUCGCUUGGAUGUAGUUCAUUACGUCCAACCCAUUGCCACAUCUCGGGUGACGGUGUACGUUCGGAAGCCAAAUGCGACGUUCAGCCCUGCGAGACAAAUUUUGACGCCAUUCGCCCUUAAACUGUGGCGGGUAAUUGGCCUUACUGUUCUACUAAUUGCCGUCCUGCUUUCUGCAGUUUCCUACAACAGCAAAGAAACAGCCAAUUACAGAAUCUACAACUCAAUAUUUUACACAAUCAACAUCUUCUGCCAGCAAUCUUCUUUUCUACCCCGUACCUGGCCCUGUCGACUGAUCUGCCUUACUGCUUACGUCACCUUUAUGGUACUGCUCAUGGCUUACUCGGCCAGCUCCAUAUCUUAUUUGACAGUUCAAAGAUACCAGUUACCAUUCAGAGAUUUCCAGGGCCUCCUUGAUGACGGAACUUACGGAUUAGGCGUCGUUUAUGACAACGCACAUGAAGAAUUACUUAAGAACUCGAAGAAUCUGAUUAUAAGAAAAGCCUACAAAACAUUGGUUGAGCCGAAGAGACAGAAACUUCCACGAAGCACAGUGGAAGGUCUGCGCCGCUUAUGUAACGAGGAUAAGUACAGCUUCUUCUGCUCCAAAAUAAUGGCAAAAGGACUCAUGCAAAAUUUGCCAUGCAGUGUUGUUGAAAUCUCUGAAAUGUCCUACAGGAUAACAGUUUCUAUGGUCAUCAGUAAACAGAGCCCUUACAAGAGAUUCUUCAAUAGCCUUCUCCUGGACUUCAAAAGCACCGGAAUAAUUCAUAAGUUCGAUCAAGAAUUUUGGCCACGGUUGUUGGAAGACAGAACAAAUGAAUAUCUCACGGCUGUUACUUUCGAAAUGGUGAAGAUGAGCUACUCCAUCUUGGGAGCAGGGAUUUGUAUCUCGGUCCUGGUCCUAUGUUUCGAGCGACUGUUUCAGAAGAGGCGAAUCAGAAUAACAGCUGAGCCCAUUCCUCCUCUCUGAGAAGCUUAUAGUCGUUCAAGCAGUAUCUAAGGGGUUCUGACAAUAGUGUAUAACACACAGAAUGACUGGGUUCUCGGAAUUUGGCCAUUAUCCGAUAUUCUAGAAACUAGAAAACAAUCACAAAGUUAAUAGAAAGUCCGUCGAGUGUAACAAUUUGUAGGUCACUUUUUAUUAUUAUUUCUGCCUUACAUGUUUCGGUUUGACACAACCAAAAGUUAUACUUAAACUUAAAUUAAAACCCUAAGCAAAGUGCCCACAAGUUAUACUUAAAGUUAAAUUAAAACCCUAAGCAAAGUGCCCCUAGUUAUACUUAAAUUUAAAUUAAAACCCUUAGCAAAGUGCCCACAAGUUGUACUUAAAAGUUAAAUUAAAACCCCAAGCAAAGUGCCCACAAGUUAUACUUAAAGUUAAAUUAAAACCCUAAGCAAAGUGCCCACAAGUUAUACUUAAAAGUUAAAUUAAAACCCCAAGCAAAGUGCCCACAAGUUAUACUUAAAGUUAAAUUAAAACCCUAAGCAAAGUGCCCCUAGUUAUACUUAAAUUUAAAUUAAAACCCUUAGCAAAGUGCCCACAAGUUGUACUUAAAAGUUAAAUUAAAACCCCAAGCAAAGUGCCCACAAGUUAUACUUAAAAGUUAAAUUAAAACCCUAAGCAAAGUGCCCACAAGUUAUACUUAAAAGUUAAAUUAAAACCCCAAGCAAAGUGCCCACAAGUUAUACUUAAAGUUAAAUUAAAACCCUAAGCAAAGUGCCCGCAAGUUAUACUUAAAAGUUAAAUUAAAACCCCAAGCAAAGUGCCCACAAGUUAUACUUAAAGUUAAAUUAAAACCCCAAGCAAAGUGGCCAUUACAUUCCGGCAGACACAGAAUAUAGUAUGACGUCACAGAUUAGGCUUUAUUAGACUUCUGACAAUAAAAGAAUGAUCUGUUUCUUCCAACAGCAGCGAAAGUGAGAGAAAGCAUUCAUUUCAAAGAAGCCGAUUUUUUUUAAAUGCCUUUGAACACUUCAAGCCACGAAAAGAGGAAAGAAACAGAGAAACUUGAGCAAGGAAAAAUAUCGGAAUAGUACAUCGACUAAGCCACGACAGUUUUCUUCAAAAUCACUUCCAGUUCAUCAUUCAUCAGUCAUCCUACCAAUCGAUGCUGCACUCUGGUUACUAACAGUGUCUUAAAAUAAAUCACACGAACACAUAUGCGUCACUGAAAAUGAAUGCUGUAAGGGGUCUGGGAGUUUCGAAGAAGACAAUAUUUUUUAUCCUUCGUAGGACUCAACCCACGUUCCUUCAGUCUUCCAUUAACGACAUACACAGUGUAUACAGAAACAGCUUUAAUUGAUCCAUUUAGAGGACUUGUAGAUUGUAGUACUCAGCCUCGUGAUGAUAAUUGAGGAGCUAUUUCAAGGAAAUAGCGGCUCCGGUCUAGAAAACCGAGGUUA
Molecule: messenger RNA, 3376 nt
Organism: Cryptotermes secundus
Lineage: Eukaryota; Metazoa; Arthropoda; Insecta; Blattodea; Kalotermitidae
Product: probable glutamate receptor
Exons: 10
Coding region: 339-1943 (534 amino acids)
Cellular component (GO): membrane
Molecular function (GO): glutamate-gated receptor activity
Source: RefSeq, a predicted model, not a curated record